Messenger RNA from Micropterus dolomieu (smallmouth bass), 1824 nucleotides. It is a transcript of the gene cyp7a1, whose product is annotated as cytochrome P450 7A1. Lineage: Eukaryota; Metazoa; Chordata; Actinopteri; Centrarchiformes; Centrarchidae. The coding region runs from base 189 to 1730 and encodes 513 amino acids. Gene Ontology annotation, molecular function: heme binding; iron ion binding; cholesterol 7-alpha-monooxygenase activity. The transcript has 8 exons. The record is from RefSeq and is a predicted model, not a curated record. Gene Ontology annotation, biological process: bile acid biosynthetic process; cellular response to glucose stimulus; cholesterol catabolic process.
AGUGUCGCAUUCAUUGUCUCUGGGUUGAAAAACUCCAGGAACCUAGGGCAGCAUUUUUAAUACACAUUAUUCUCUCUAGGACUGUUGAUUUUAAUGAAGCAGGCAACAGUUAAUGUGAUUAGUGUGGAGCAUUCAUAACUGUUAGGGAGCCUCCUGCUGUGUCGGAUCUUUCUCUCAUCAACAUCACCAUGAUAUUAAGCAUCGCUCUGAUCUGGGCUGUAGUGGUGGGAUUCUGCUGCCUUCUAUGGCUUGCUGUAGGGAUACGACACAGGCAACCUGGUGAGCCUGCAGUUGAGAAUGGCUUCAUCCCCUACCUGGGUUGUGCUCUGCAGUUCGGGGCCAACCCUCUCCAGUUCCUCCGCAGCCGCCAGAAGAAGUACGGCCAUAUUUUCACGUGCAAAAUCGCAGGCCAGUACAUCCACUUUCUAUGCGACCCCUUCUCUUACCAUUCAGUCAUCAGACAGGGGAGACACCUGGAUUGGAGGAAGUUCCACUUUGCUACAUCUGUCAAGGCAUUCGGCCACGACAGUUUCGACCCUCGCCAUGGCCACACCACAGAAAACCUCCACCAAACCUUUCUGAAGACCUUGCAGGGUGAGGCUCUGCCCUCUCUAAUAGAGACUAUGAUGAGCCACCUCCAGGACGUCAUGUUGAGGUCGGACACACUCAGCCCCAGCAAGGACCACUGGGAGGUGGAUGGCAUCUUUGCUUUUUGCUACAAGGUGAUGUUUGAGUCUGGCUACCUGACUCUGUUUGGAAAGGAGCUAGGUGAAGACAAGUGUCAGGCUCGACAGGCAGCUCAGAAAGCCUUGGUGCUAAAUGCUUUGGAGAACUUCAAAGAGUUUGACAAGAUCUUCCCGGCGUUGGUGGCUGGCCUGCCCAUUCAUGUCUUUAAGAGUGCCUACAGUGCCAGAGAGAACCUAGCAAAGACCAUGCACGCUGAAAACUUGUCCAAGAGGGAGAAUGUGUCUGAUCUGAUCUCUAUGAGGAUGAUCCUGAAUGAUUCCUUAUCUACCUUCAAUGACGUGAGCAAGGCGAGGACCCACGUUGCUCUGCUCUGGGCUUCACAGGCUAACACCUUACCUGCUACUUUCUGGAGUCUCUUUUAUAUGAUCAGGAGUCCAGAUGCUAUGAAGGCAGCUCUUGAGGAAGUGCAGAAGGUUUUGGAGGAUGCAGGUCUGACAGUUAACCCUAACGACCCCACACUGAACCUCACCAGGGAGCAGCUGGACAACACACCUGUUUUGGACAGCAUCAUCAAAGAAGCCAUGCGUCUUUCCAGUGCUUCAAUGAAUGUGCGUGUUGCCAAGGAGGACUUCCUGCUUCACCUUGACAACCAAGAAGCUUACCGUAUAAGGAAAGAUGACGUUAUUGCCUUAUAUCCACCCAUGCUGCACUACGAUCCAGAAAUCUACGAGGAUCCCUAUGAGUACAAGUUUGACCGUUUCCUGGAUGAGAAGGGUCAGGAGAAAACCACUUUUUAUCAUAGCCACCGGCGGUUGCGUUACUUCUACAUGCCCUUCGGCUCUGGGGUCACCAAAUGCCCUGGCAGAUUUUUUGCAGUGUAUGAGAUCAAGCAGUUCCUGACUCUGGUGCUUUCCUACUUUGACAUGGAACUAUUGGACCCUGCUAUCAAAGUCCCGCCUCUUGACCAGUCCCGUGCUGGCCUGGGAAUCCUCCAGCCUACCUAUGAUGUGGACUUCAGGUAUAAGCUGAAAUCAAACUUCUAGGUCCCUCUGUCUAUGUCAGGCAGUGAUUGAAGUACAUAUUGUACAUAGCGUAUAUUUAACACUGUUAAUGAAGAUGCCUUGAUAUAUAUGUAAA